GAAGGAUUAGGUGAACAAGGCUAAACAGGGUAUUCGAGUACACAGAAUCCCAACCCACAUCAUAGCAACCAGUGCAUUCAAUUAUUUUUAGUUAAUUUGCUCGCUUGUAAUGAAACUGUGACCUUGAAGAGGAGGUUGACUCAUCAGAGCAGAGGGGACUGUACAUCUCUAAAACAGUACCAGUUAAAAAAAUUAAGAGCAAUUGUCAGAUAGAUGAAUGAUCAGUCAGGGGGCAGAGAGUACCACUGCAGAAACUGAGAUGACCAGUCAGGAUGCCACAGAAGAAAUUGAGAGUGAGGUUGAUGCCUGCUCUACCAGCACCCUUUGCUACACAUCCCCAUUGCCUAUGCACAGGUGGGUCCGGCUUGUGGAUCCAGCUGAUUGCAGCAUCAACCCACUGUCAUCCUCCUAUCUUCCAUGUAUUCCCUGGGGAACCCACAACCCAUUCAACUCACUUGAAGUGUCAUCACAGGACCAAGAAAAGGAAUAUGUUGGCUUUGCAACAUUGCCAUGCCAAAUCCAACGGAAAUCAGUAAAAAAGGGAUUUGAGUUCACCUUGAUGGUUGUUGGUGAAUCUGGUUUGGGCAAGUCCACUCUUAUCAGCAGUCUCUUCCUUACAGAUGUAUACACUGACAUGACUUUUUUUAAUGCUCAAGAAAGGAUACAUAAGACUGUAGCAAUUAAGAAAAAGACUGUGAAUACUGUUGAAAAGGGAGUUAAGCUACGGCUCAACAUUGUGGAUACUCCGGGUUUCGGAGAUGCACUUGACAACAGCAACAGCUGGAAAGCCAUGGUUGAUUACAUUGACCAACAGUUUGAGCAGUACCGAAGUGCAGAGAUCAGUCUGAAUCGUAAGAACAUUCAAGACAAUCGGGUGCACUGCUGCUUGUACUUCAUCUCACCUUAUGGUCAUGGCCUCAAACCGAUUGAUGUGGAGUUUAUGAAAGCCCUCCAUGAGAAAGUUAACAUUGUGCCUGUGCUGGCGAAAGCAGACUGCUUUACCCGCUCAGAGAUUCAUACUAUGAAAACCAAGAUUUUGCAUGAAAUUGACAAACACAGGAUCAAAAUCUACCAGUUUCCAGAAUGUGAUAUAGACGAUGAUGAGGUCUUUAAAAAGCAGGACCUUGAGCUGAAGAGAAGCAUCCCCUAUGCAGUAAUUGGGAGCAACACUAUAGUGGAGAGAGACGGUCGGAAAUUGCGAGGUCGUCUUUAUCCAUGGGGUUUUGUAGAAGUGGAAAACCUUGCUCAUUGUGACUUUGUGCAUCUGAGGAACAUGCUGAUUUGUACACACAUGCAAGACCUGAAGGACAUGACUGAGGACACACUGUACGAGAGAUACCGCACUCGCAUCUUAUGCCAGGCCAAAGCAUCAACAUGAACUGUGAUAAUUGUCGGUUUGGAUGCUGACACUGGACUUGUGGGGAAUACUGCAUUAAGAACUAAAGUCAUUAAAAAUGCAAUUUUACAGACCA
Trichomycterus rosablanca is the source of this 1472-nucleotide messenger RNA. Its product is annotated as septin-5-like. Gene Ontology annotation, molecular function: molecular adaptor activity; GTPase activity; GTP binding. Gene Ontology annotation, cellular component: synaptic vesicle; septin ring; septin complex. Gene Ontology annotation, biological process: regulation of exocytosis; intracellular protein localization; cytoskeleton-dependent cytokinesis. NCBI's taxonomy places the organism in Eukaryota, Metazoa, Chordata, Actinopteri, Siluriformes, Trichomycteridae. The coding region runs from base 218 to 1378 and encodes 386 amino acids. The transcript has 11 exons. The record is from RefSeq and is a predicted model, not a curated record.